Molecule: messenger RNA, 1354 nt
Organism: Catharus ustulatus (Swainson's thrush)
Lineage: Eukaryota; Metazoa; Chordata; Aves; Passeriformes; Turdidae
Gene: GINS2
Product: GINS complex subunit 2
Exons: 5
Coding region: 347-904 (185 amino acids)
Biological process (GO): DNA replication; double-strand break repair via break-induced replication
Cellular component (GO): GINS complex; nucleus
Source: RefSeq, a predicted model, not a curated record
GAGGCGGGGCCUGAGGGGUGCGCAGCCAAUAGGGAGCGAGGGCGCGCGGCGGGCUCGGAACCGGCCCGGUCCCGGUGCGACCCCGGUUCCAUCCCAGCCUGGUACCGGAGAGGUCCCGGUUCGAUCCCGGUCUGAUCCCGGUCUGAUCCCGGUGAGAUCCCGGUGCGAUUCCGGUUCCAUCCCAGCCUGGUGCCGGAGAGGUCCCGGUUCGAUCCCGAUCUGAUCCCGGUUCGAUCCCGGUGCCAUCCUGGUUCGAUCCCGGUCCGAUCUCAGUCCGAUCCCGGCGUGAUCCCGGUCCCAUCCCGGUUCGGUCCCGGUCUGAUCCCGGUUCGGCCCCCCCGGGCCCAUGGAGCCGGCCGAGGUGGAGUUCCUGGCCGAGAAGGAGCUGGUGACGAUCGUGCCCAACUUCAGCCUGGACCGGAUUCACCUGAUCGGGGGAGAUCUGGGUCCCUUCAAUCCUGGUUUGCCCGUGGAAGUUCCUGUGUGGUUGGCCAUUAAUCUGAAGCAGAGGCAGAAGUGUCGGCUCAUUCCCCCAGAAUGGAUGGAUGUUGGGAAACUGGAGGAAAUCCGGGAUCAGGAGCGCAAAGAGGACACCUUCACCCCAAUGCCCAGUCCCUACUACAUGGAACUCACCAAGCUGCUGCUGAACUAUGCCUCUGACAACAUCCCCAGGGCGGACGAGAUCCGGACGCUGGUGAAGGACACGUGGGACACGCGCAUGGCCAAGCUGCGCCUGUCCGCCGACAGCUUCGUGCGCCAGCAGGAGGCUCACGCCAAGCUGGAUAAUUUAACCCUGAUGGAGAUCAACACCACGGGGACUUUCCUUACCCAAGCCUUGGAUCACAUGUACAAGCUCCGGACUAACCUCCAGCCUGGCGAGAGCUCCCACUCCCAGGAUUUCUGACAGAGAGCUGGGAAGGAGCUGGAGCAGCUCCCACCUCCCUGCAGGGACCUCCCAGCCCUCAAAUCUCCCCUCUGGAAUUGCUCCAGAGCAUGGCCAGAGCUCGGUGCUGGGCGGAUCUCUGGGGUUGUACUUCAGCAAGGGAACUUCUGAGGGCAGCACAGGCCACACGCUGCCUUGAAAGCCAUAAAUUUCGAGGCGGUGCUUCCAUGGAUUUUCUCAGAGCCUUAGGGAAAAAAAAAAAAAGAGAGAGAGAAAAAAAAAAGGAAGAUGUGCUGGCAAUGAGGUGUCUGCUGGGGAGAUCAGCUGGGAAGCAGAUCCAUCUGCUCUUUGGAGAAGGACAAAAGAAAAUGGUUUUCCCUCUCAGAUACCAGGCUGUGGGGGAAUACCAGCAUAUCAUCCAUCUUUAUUUUUGUAGUAUUUGGGGUUUUAAUGUGAAACUUGUCUGUAAAA